UGUACUAAAACAUAUUUGCGAUACAAAAUUAACAAAAAAAUCUUGAUGAUUCAUCAGUUAUAACGUAUCACGAUACUGAACUAAUAAAUAAACAUGUCAGAAAAAAUCAAAUCUUUCUUUCAAAAGAAAAAGGCAGAUGUAAAAUUUAUGAAUGCAGGAAAAGGAUACAAGUUAACAGAUUCAAGUAAUAUUGGUACAUCUGUUCGGAUAGUAGAACCCAUAAAAAGAGUAGAACCUACAAAUGAAGCUAAAACAGCUGGUCAAGCAGCUUUGGCCAGAUUACAAGCAAAAGAGAGUAACACAGGAGCUAAAUUUAAUACGUCAUAUGCAGCUAUUAAAGCACAGGUGAAACGAGAAUUGGAUAAAGAAAAGAAAGCACAGGAGGAAAUACAAAAAAAUAAGACACAACCAAAAGAAGAAACUAAAGAUACAGUCAAAGAUAGUUCGUUGUUAGCUGUUUCUAAUGUAUAUUUCCAAUGCCCGUAUUUAUCAAAUGAAGUAUUAUCACAAGAAGAGUGGAAGAAAAAGAUUAGAGAAUUUUUGUAUGAACAAUUACAAGGAGAAGAACCAGGGCUAACAGCUUGCUUAAUUAUUCAGAAUUGCAAUACUGGUAAAGAAAAAAUUGACAGCUGUAUUGAAACACUUGGAAAAUAUUUAGAUAAUAUUAUAAAAAAUCCAGAAGAAGAAAAAUACAGAAAAAUUAGAAUACAUAAUCGAAUAUUCCAAGAUAAAGUACUACCAAUGGAAGGUGCUGUAGAUUUUUUAAAUGCUGCUGGUUUUUGGCCGAAAAAAAUGCAACAUAAUGAAGUAGAAGAAGAUUUCUUAGUUUGGAGUCCAGAAAACUGUAAUCUUGAAAAUGUUGAAAAACUAGCUGAUGCACUGAAAAGUGUAGAAACCAUUCCACUUGAAUUGGAUAGAAAUCUUCAAGUUUUAUUACCUACACAAGCAAGUAAGAGGACCGAACUUCCACCAAAUUUCUACAAUCUAACUCCCGAGGAAAUAAAAAGAGAGCAGCAACUUCGAACUGAAGCUGUUGAAAAAGACCAAAUGUUGAGAACAAAAGCUAUGAGAGAAAGAGACGAAAAACAGAGGCUCAGAAAGUAUAAGUAUUCGUUGAUUCGUAUAAAGUUUCCAGAUGAUCUUAUCCUUCAAGGGACGUUCUUAGUCCACGAAAAAUUUCGGAAUGUAGUUAACUAUGUUAGCGAGAAUUUGAUAAAAGCAAACAGACCAUUCUGUUUAAAAAAGUUAGCUGGACCAACGUUUAAUGAAGAUUCCUUUGAUAAAACAUUACUGGAAUUAGAAUUAUUUCCUGCUGCUCUUCUGGUAUUUUUCUGGCAGCAUUCAGCAGAUACCGAAUCCGCAGGGUAUUUGAAAGAAGAAUUACUAGCACUUAUUCAGCCUGUUUGAAAUUACUUUUCGUGCGAAUUGUAGUUUUUAAUCUAUUUAAAUCAUGAUUAUACAUAUUAAAUGGGAUAAAAGAGAAGGAAUUUUAUAGCGGAAUAUAUUUUUUGUUUAAUAAUCGACUUUAUAUAAUAUCUAAAUGCUGUUAAAUGGUAAUAAUCAUUUUAAAUAUCAAUCAGGUAUCAAUCGGGUAUAAAAUUUAAAAAAUGGAUGAUAAAAGAUACAAGAUUUUAGAAUUCUUAAAAUACUUCCAAUAUUUGUAAGUGUUACAUUAUUUACUGUUGUUUGAGAUAUAUUUCAAGCAUUUAUUUUAAAAAGAGCUUUACAUGUUCUUGGUUAAAUUGCAAUGAAUUUAUUGACAGAUAACAAUUUUAUAUUCUACAAUAGUUUUUUUUAGAUUUAUUGUAGAUUUUACAAUAUGAAAAUCAUUGUGGGUUAAUAAUCUUUUAAAUAUUUUUUCAUGCAUAUUUAUUAGAUUUAUUGAAAAGAUAAAAAUCAUGUGAAUAGUUUAAGAUAAUAUUGUUUACCUGUAUUUAUGCUUAAAUAAUAAAGUUAAUAUUGUGGCUUUA
Messenger RNA from Megachile rotundata (alfalfa leafcutting bee), 1970 nucleotides. It is a transcript of the gene Gint3, whose product is annotated as GDI interacting protein 3. Gene Ontology annotation, molecular function: protein binding. The record is from RefSeq and is a predicted model, not a curated record. Lineage: Eukaryota; Metazoa; Arthropoda; Insecta; Hymenoptera; Megachilidae. Gene Ontology annotation, cellular component: cytoplasm.